Messenger RNA from Apis laboriosa (Himalayan honeybee), 696 nucleotides. It is a transcript of the gene Atg12, whose product is annotated as autophagy protein 12-like. The transcript has 3 exons. Gene Ontology annotation, biological process: autophagy of mitochondrion; C-terminal protein lipidation; nucleophagy. Gene Ontology annotation, cellular component: Atg12-Atg5-Atg16 complex; cytoplasm; phagophore assembly site membrane. The coding region runs from base 142 to 573 and encodes 143 amino acids. NCBI's taxonomy places the organism in Eukaryota, Metazoa, Arthropoda, Insecta, Hymenoptera, Apidae. The record is from RefSeq and is a predicted model, not a curated record.
GAUUCAGUAAUUUUCUAAAUUUAUGUAACCUUUUUUAAUAAUAUUUAUAUGUAUCAAAUCAAGAGAAUCAAAAAUCAAACAAUAAGAAUUUGUUUUGUCUAUUUUUCUUUUUUGACGGACAUUUGAAACUUAACGUACAUAAUGACGGAGAAAGAAGGAAAUGAAUAUGUUAUAACUGAAAUUAUUGGUAAAUCUGAAAAAAUGGGAGAAAAUUUAACAAACGAAGAUGCAUCUGCCAGUUUUGAAACAAUUCAUUCAGAAACACCAUUAGUUCGAAAUGGAGUUCAAAUUACUUCUAAGGACAAAGCAAAAAUUGAUAUUUUGUUAAAAGCAACUGGAAAUGCACCAAUAAUGAAACAAAAAAAGUGGUCUGUCAGUCAAGAUUAUUGUAUUGGUCGUAUUUCUGAUUUUAUUAGAAGAUAUCUUAAAUUAGAUUCAAAUGAAAAAUUGUUUCUAUAUGUAAAUCAAACAUUUGCUCCUGCACCAGAUCAAGCACUGAAAAAUUUAUACGAUUGUUAUGGUGCAGAUGGAAAAUUAAUACUACAUUAUUGUAAAAGCCAAGCUUGGGGUUAAAAUUAUGCUUAUAUAAUAAUUUUAUGAAUUAUUAUAUAAAUACAUUAUAUAUAUAUUAUAUAUGUUUAAGAUUAAAAAAUUUUAUUAUUGUAUAAACAUUAUUUGAUAAGUAUUUAAUGAAUU